Molecule: messenger RNA, 7488 nt
Organism: Seminavis robusta
Lineage: Eukaryota; Bacillariophyta; Bacillariophyceae; Naviculales; Naviculaceae
Source: the annotation of a GenBank genome assembly
AAUAGUGAAGGUUGAAAACCAACUAGCUAGAGUCUACAAUACAGUAUUCAAACAAUGAUAUGAUAUUUUAUUUAUAAGAUAUUGUACAGUCACCACGGAUCUUGCUUUUGAUCGCAACAUCGCAACCAUCCAGCCUCCAUCAGCGAUCGAGCAAUCAUUCUUUUUGUGGUCCGUCAAGAGGAAAGCUGUGUUGUUACCACCACCAGGUGUCGGCUUUAGUUGCUUCAGAGCCUCAAUCGAUUGCUGGACUUGACACCCUUUCUUCUUUGCCCAAAACCAAAGAGCUAGCCUUUUGGUAUCACACAAAGGAGUGCAACAAAUACCUGCUUUAAAUAUAUAUUAUUGAAGGAUGGCAACGGAAAACCCCGAAAGUGCGGAAGCGGACGAGUUCUUCGAUCCCCUGGAAGGGAGCGGAUCCGACAAGGUGGAAACAGUGACAGAGGAGGUUGCUUCUGAUCCUGGUAAUAUUAUUGAUGAUAUUGAUGACCCGCUGCUUGGAAAGGAGGGAAAUGACAGCAACGACUGGUCACCCCAUAAUAGUUUCCUGGCAGACUCGCCUUAUUUCAGUGCCUUUGUGGAGAAUGACACCAAAUCGCUGUCAAUUCUCGUGGAGUCCUUGCAAGAUAUCUCGGCCAGAACCAAGACUUUCUCCAAGUGUGGAGCUUUAAUGGCCGAAUCCACUCGUCGAUUGGCCUAUUCCUGUCGUCUGAAACGCGAUAAUGACUUGUCAGAAGACAUGACAGAAGAAGAAAAAGUGGAGCAGGAAGCAAAGCUACGCAAGGAAAGGCGCAGAGCACUUGGGUAUGAAAUGGCCGAUCUUUUGGAACUCUUAGGCGAGGUCCUGGAAGAAAUUGCUGCCGCUCAAAUGAAUAUGGUCAACGUCUUUGAUUCGACCCUGGGUAUGUCUUUGGAAGCAUUCGCAGGGACAGAACUCAUGACGGUCAGUAUGCUCAAACAAGAGGCAGAGCAAAGCACAGAAUCAUCUGAAAAUAUUUUCUUUCGGUAUCUGAACGGAAAAAACGCUGCGGGAACCCUAGGCCUUUUUGGUCUCGACGACAACCCAGCUUCCGCCAUGAUGUCACAUGACCCAAAAAAACCAUCGUCUUCCUCCAUGCUCUCGUCCAAGUUUAAGAACUGGAGAAACAAAGGACAAGAGCAGGGAAGAAAAGGCGACACCAGACGAACGGCGGAUGGCGGUCGGAGUUCCUCCAACAAUCCAGAGGACUCCUCCUUGGCCAUGGCCACGACAGCUGCCAAUCUGCGACUCACUCUGGAACAGAUUAGGUUGGGACAGGCCACGGCCGAGCUGAAACGAUUCCAAUUACUCAAACAUCUCGUGGGCAUCAAGCAUCGUCGAAACUUUGAACUGUGCGAGGGAGCUCUGGCAUCUCUUCAUGGCAUGCGAACUUGUUUCCAUCAGUCAUUCGAUGUGGUUCAGGCUCUGGGUCCACGAAUGAUGAAAAUUCAAACGGCGGAAAACGAAAUGAAAAUCAAUCACGAAAAAAAGAUCAUGCCUGUCUGGAACGAACGAGAAAAUACCAUCAUCAAAACCAUUGAUAAGAUGCACGAGGGCUUGGCGGAUGCUUCGUUCGUGUCAGCAGCAGUGGCUAGCGGUGACCCCGCACUGAUAGAUCAACAGGCACUGGCGUUGGGUAAAAUUGAAGAGCAAACGAAAAUCUGGGAGCUGCCAGAAGUGCUCGCGAAAACAUCUAGAUAUCGCCGGGAAUCACCUGAUGGCAUCUUGGUGGAAGGCUGGCUGUACAAAAAAAGCACUGCUCGUAUGUCCUUGCAACCGUGGCACAGGCGGUGGUUCAUGAUGAACAAAGACGCAAUCUACUACUAUCGCACCAGCUCGGAAAUUCGGAAAAAUGCCAGUGGUGACGACAAGGAAUGUAUGCACACAUCGCAACGCGUGAAAGUAUGUGACAUUGUGCUUUGUACCAUCCGUGAGCUUCCUGAUGAUGGAAACAAUCGCUUCUGUUUUGAAGUGAUCACACCCAACCAUAAACCACUUGCCUUGCAAGCAAGAGGACCCCUUGAGUUCAAAAGAUGGAUUGAUGCCAUUCGUGCCAACGUUGAAAAUCAGUUGGUUUAUGGAGAUCCCCAUUCGGAUCAGCUGAACAAAAACAUUGGAAAGAAGAAUGUAAUCCGAGAGUCCAGCAAUGGCACUGCUUCGAAGGAGUCCCAGCUGCCACCAGGCCUCAGCGACAAUACAUCUAGAGACAGCAACGACUUCUCUGCACGUGAUUCUAGAGAUGAUUCCGCCAAGAGGCUUCCUGCCCAUGCAUCAGCUGAAAGUUCCAAAAAGCCCAAGAACCCUCUCGUUCAGAAGAUUAUGGACACGAAUCCAAUAUGUGCGGAUUGCAACACACGAGCACCCGACUGGGCGUCACUGAAUCUGGGAGUUUUGCUUUGUAUACAAUGCAGCGGCAUUCACCGAUCACUGGGGGUCCACGUUAGCAAGGUGCGGUCACUUACGCUGGAUUCAUUGACCGACGGUGAAAGUCGCCUUCUACUUUCCAUGGGCAAUGAGAAGGCGAAUGCAAUAUGGGAGAAAGGUUUGUCUCUCCAAAAAGGAUGGAAGAAGCCCGAUUCCAGCGCUGAUCGGAAGACGAGGGAAGGCUACAUCAAGAGCAAAUACAUGUGGAAAGGAUUCCUUGCCUACAACGAAUCGGACGGAAAGACGGAAGCGGAACGUAAUGAGCAUUUCAGUCGAGCUCUCUAUGAUGCCGCAAAGGAACGCAAUGUUCUUGGCAUGUCAGAGGCAAUAGCAUUUGGUGCGAAUGUUGAUUGGGUCAAUACGGAAGACGACAACAAAGCUGCACUUCAGGUGAUCGUAAUGGACAUGAAAAGUGACGCUGGCGACUGCAAAGCCAUUGAAUGUGCCGAGCUGUUGCUUCAACACGGAGCAAAAAUGGAAGUCGGAGAGGGAGGCAGUUCCCACAUCCUGGAUUACGCCAACGACAAUGGCGCGGAGAAGGAUAUGGUUGAGUAUUUGUGGACGAAGCUGCCGGAGACUGAGAAGAGGGACAGACUCGGGCUGGAGCUGUAUGAAGCAGCAAAGAGCAGCAACAUUGAUGGAAUGGCGGAGGCACUUGCACGUGGUGCUAGCGUCGACUGGAAAAACGCCAAAGAUGGCGGGAAGAGUUGCAUUCAUGCCUGUGUGCUGGGGAUGCGGCCAGAGGAUGGCACCACAUGGAACGCCCUUGGGUGUGUCGAACUACUCCUGGGAAAAGGGGCUAAACUUGGUGCCUUGGAUAAUGACGGUCAUAACGUUAUGGAUUGUGCUGUUGUUGGCGGGGCCGAGAGAGAAAUGAUUGAAUUCUUGACAACGAAAUUGCCAAAGUAAAUUGCCUGAGUCCGCAUGCCAGAUAGGUUCAUGCAUGUCACCUCGACAAAUCGGAAUUAAUCGUGAUAGAGCAGCUUUACCCGUCCUCUGCCUAGAAGGACUUUGAAUGCAAUGCGGCUAGCUGGGUGAUCCAUUGUCAUUCAAGAUGUUGACGAAUGAUUAGCUCGAAGGGAUGUUGAGUUAUACGUUGUCGCUAAUAUCACUGAUUAUACUUUAGCUCCCAGCUUGAACUGACCCAAAUACACAAGGCUGCUAUCACCCGAAGGAGACUGGGAAAGACUGAAUGCCUCGCUGAUCUCUUCUUCGUGGCCCAUUUCGGUCUGAGUGUCGUCUGAGUCCGAUACGUACUCGACUUCAAUUGCAAUUCCUUCGUCGAGUGUGGCGUCCGUGCCCUUGCUCCCUUUCACUGUCGGCUUCGUUGGAUUCGAUUCUGUGGUCUCUCCUUGACAUAUCGAGUCGGGUCUACAUUUCGAGCAUUUCGCGUUUGCGCCGGUAUCAACGAGCUUCCUCAGCGACUCGGAGGCAGAAUUCAAUCCUGUUGUAAUAGCGUGCAAAUCAAUACCAAUCACAGAUCCGCUGACGUUGUCUGAUAGCUUUUUCAUGUCGAAGGAUUGAUAAGCAUUCUGAAAGGCUUCCGAAAUCUCUUCUUGUAAGACUCCAGACUUCGAGGGCUCCUCUUUGCGGUUUGCGUCAUCCACAGAAGUGUACAUCUCGCUGCCGCUUGCUGCGGAGUCGAAGGAACGACUUGCUUCAGAGCAAUAGGUAGAGUUCGCAUGAGACGACAUGAUAGCAGAACUCGCUGUUGAGUUGUCUGCCGCGAAGCUGCAGGUUGCAUGGGAAUCCACGUCGAGGAACCGAGAAGAUGUGUUGUAUCUGCUCGCCAGACCGCUACACUCGUUCCUUUGGGCCUCGCUGCUCUCAUCUGUGGCGUCGUUCCACUGGACAGAGGAUGUCUUGGUCACCGUUGGGGUCUCUUUUUGGGUGUCCUCCGACUUCGACAGUACUCUCUUGGUAAGGUCUUGUGCUUGUUCAAUCAAACGUUGGUGGGCCGGAGUGAAGGCGGAUUGUGCGAUAGAUGACGGCGCAGUAAAACCCGAAAAUGCCGAACCAGCAUGACUAAAGAAAGAGAGAGUAUCCGAGUGGCCCGAUUCAGACGUUGCUUGUUCAUGACAGCUCGUUUCUGCCUUGUGAGAGGCGUCUUGGUUACGCACUGAUGUAGCUGACUCCGAUCCGGUUUGUAUGAUGUUGCAUUUCUUCUUUGGUCGACACUCAUUGGACCCAUUGGUCCCAUUGGUCGCCUCGGUGUCUUUGUUGCACUGGUCCACCGUAUCUGAAGGGGGUUUUCCUGGCGAACCGGGUUUUGUUGUUUGUUGCGAUAAAUUCGGGCUGUCCAGUUUGCGUCGCUGGGCUCGCAGCUUGCUCCUUUUCAGGAAAUAGGACUGCCGCUGGUUUCGUCGACGCUCGGAGGGCGGCUUCUCACUCGGUGUUGGCUCUUUUCCCAGUCUCCUUUUUACAUAUGACUUCAUCCUCUCUGCAUGCGUUUUCCUACCGGUAGCCAUGUUCGUCGUCGAGUCAGCUUUCUUCUUCUCGGCGUAGGCAGCAGCGACAGAGAAUGGUCGCGAGUUAUCAAUGACACCUUUGGUCACCCUUGGGUCGCCAGUUGUUGCCUUGCCUUCGUGGGUAACACCUGCCGCCAAGGUCGUCUGCUCUUCGUGAGCCACGUCCGGUGUCUCCGCCACAUUGUCUCCGUGCGGGACAUUUGCUUCGUCGCUUGGAUUGUCUUCGUUGACACCAGUACCGUUCGUUUGGCUUUCCGUCGUGACAACCGUUUCUGAAGUUGCCGUUUUCUCGUCGUCCGCCAAGAUUCUUUCCAAAGUUGCCUGGGCUUCGACAGUUCCGACGCUAAGGACAGCUUCUGCGUCCGAAUUGUCUUCGUCCGCCAAGAUUCUUUCUAAGGUUUCAUUGGCUUCGAAAGCUUCGGCGCUACGGACGAGAGUAUCUCUUUCCGUAGUGGUGCUGUUCAUCGCAGCAAGGCCAACAGCGACACUGGCCACGAGAGGAUUAACAUUAUUGACCUCUGGGGACCCCGUCAUUUCUUCGUUUCGCUCUAUCGUAGGGCAGGAAAUGGACGACUGCGGAUAGCUUGGGCCCGGGGAGUCAAGUCUUGUCCUGAAUUCGCAAUCCCCUUUGAUGUUGUCAGCAACGUGAGUUUGGGAAUCAGAAGAGAGACUCGGAGAGACUUUUCCUUGUACCCUGUGGGAUUCGAUUGGGUUUUCUGCGGCAAUUUCCUUUAGCGAGCUGUCGGAAUCAUAUGUUUGCUCUGGAAUAACGAAGAGCUUCGGUGCGAGCUCAAAACUGGUGUUAGACACCAUCUUUGGUGUGGCUUCGACAAACUGCUGGGCGACGAGCGCUUUGGGCAUGGCUUGGGUUGUCUCGAGAGCGACAAGUACCUUCGGUGUGUUUCCCCUGUUAGGUUCUAAGGUCACGGGCACCUUGGGUACGGCUCCGCUGGGUUCCUGAGCUGUGAUUACUUGAGACAAGCUAUCGCUGUUCUCUUGGGUGAUCUGCACCUUGGAUUGGCAGUCGAUAGGCUCUUGGGAAAGCAAAAUCAUGGGUGGGCUUUCACUACGCUGCUCGCUGAUGGGUAUCUUUGGAAGGCUUUCGGAAGACUCCUGCGUCGCGAGCCUCAUCUGCAGCUUUUCAAUGGGUUCAUGGGUUGAUUCCUCUUCGGUGAGGAUUACCUCAGGCAGGCUUUCGAGAGACUCCUGAGUGGCGAGCAUCUCCACCAACGGAGCUUCAAACUGGUUGUAGCUUGUCUCGGCAUUACUGCUAGCCGUCAUCGCAAAAUUUGGAGGGUUCUUGCCUAACUCUUGCUGCGUCUCGUGUUCAACCCAAGGAGAGGAAUCAAAUUGAAUGUCUUUUGGGUUUGUGAUGGUUUGACUUCCAGCACUCAUAGCUACGUCUUGAGCAGUGUUCGUUUUCAAGUAUUCAAAGCUUGCAUCUACGGUAAUUUGUUGAGGAUUGGAAUCUGAGGCUGAUUCUGGGGUAGUGGGCCCCCUUUCAUCUUCAGCCUGACGAGAAGUAGAAGAAUGGACCUCAUUCGGCUUGCUAGUUCGAGUCCCAGAACUCAAAUGGACGUGGCGUGAGUUCACACCCAAGCCUUUCUCAUGGUGGUUGGAUGGCUUCUCAUAUUCAGUACGAGGAACACUUCGGUUGGAGCCCGUAGGAAAAUUCUGAGGGGUUGUUCCCAAGCCUAGCUUCACUGCUUCAGAUGCAUAAAAAGCAGCCUUCGUGGACACCUCCAAUCGAUUUGACGCAGACCCAGACCCAGAUCCAAUAGAUGCCUGAGCCGACUGGCGGCCAUUGGGUUGCGUACUCCACGAGUCUGAUAGAGUCAGUUGUGGCAUAGAAUCUGCUGUUGGCGUGGACAAGUCCGAUCGAGAGGACAAUACUGUUUCCUGAGAAAAGUCAAGUCUCAACGUGUCCCCCCCUUGUUCUACCAUUGAUGACGGCAGACCUUGGCCAUAGGAAGCAUUGUCGGUCGUAUAUUUGUAACCUUCAGUCGGAGCGCUCGAACAAGAUCGCAAAGAUUGGAACUUUUCAUAGUAUAUUGCCUUGUGUCUCCGAUCUUGAGCCUUCUCAUCGUAAGGGCGUAGUUCUAUAUCUGAGACUGAAGUCCUUGCGUCAUCAAGAACUUCAUCCUCACGCAAACUUCCAGAUGCAACCACAGUGAAACGCUCAUUCUCUUCUCUGUCGCUGUUCGGUUGCACUUUUGUGCUCGCCUGGCCUUGAGGCAAACAGACUUCGCUCGGUGCGCCAGUCGAAAAGUCUUCUGGUUCUAUCGCCGGCUCCUGAGCGUUUGCCUCUACCUGCGAAACCUCGUCGUCCUCUUCAGAAGCAACUGAAGAUGCUUGGCUGCCCUUGGAACUGUUUGAAACAGAGUUGCUGCUUCUGUUUGUCCAUCUUGCAACGACACUACGGGCCCUUAGCUUGCUGGAAUCCACAGGACUCGACAGCUUCGAAACUGGAGAUGGUUCGGUGAUUAAAUGAGCGAACUUGGGCCCAUAGGUGCGCCGAUCUGUGUUGGAACCAGUGGCGACCAAAGAUUUUUCAUCACCCUGAGAGCUUGGCUCCGUGUU